AUGCAGGACACUCAAAACAGAGUGUGUAACUGCCAAGUGAAUCAGUACACGACUACCUACACGCGAACUACAGUCAAGAGCGAACGCGGAGAGGAUUGUAAAGAUGCCAACGGCAACAUUAUUGCUUUUGACGACAACGAACAAGCCGUCGUAACCAACGAUGGAGACUGCGUCUGUGCAUGUGGCAACGGAAUAGUCGACUACGGCAACGGCGAGUCCUGCGAUCUCGGCAAAGAUUCGAUAAUAAGCGACACCGUGGUGUGCGAAGACUGCAAAGUCGUCGAUUCCAGAUGUGGUGACUACGAAUUCGACGACAUUCGUAACGAGGAGUGUGACCCGCCAUACUCACAGAGUGGUGAAAUCACUGAAAACCAGGAGUAUUGUACCAACAACUGCAAGUAA
This is a messenger RNA of Sphaeroforma arctica JP610, 402 nucleotides long. RefSeq lists its product as hypothetical. Bases 1 to 402 code for a protein of 133 amino acids. The transcript has 3 exons. The record is from RefSeq and is a predicted model, not a curated record. NCBI's taxonomy places the organism in Eukaryota, Ichthyosporea, Ichthyophonida.